UCUAGUUUUCAAGCCAAAAAUGGCGAAGUUUUCACUCGUAUUUUGUUCAGAUUGUGAGCUGAUUUUGUGAACGGAGGACACAAAUUACCGGACUUUUUCGCCGGGAUUCAGUGAAAAGGCAUUUGCCAAUUGCCAAUUGCAGCACUGCGAGAAAGCAAAGCGACAUCCGCGAUGUGGAACCAUUGGCAGCAGGCGGCUGCAGUAGCGGCGCCGAUGAGCGCCCCCCCGCCGCAGCCGUCGGUUCCGCCGCCCCUGCCCGACGCCCCGCCCCCUCCGCCUCCGUCCGAUGGGGGCGCCCUUGCAGGCGGCGGAGGAGGUGCUGCUCCAUCCGUACAAGCGGCAGCUGCCCAGGCAGCCACAACUGGAACAACCACCACCGCGGCGGCGGCGGCGGCGAUGGCUUUUAACCCCUAUAGCAGUGGGCAGGCCACAGGGGCGGGCAACCCCUACGAACAGUAUACGGCCGCCCAGUACGCGGCCAUGACCCCGGAGCAGCAGUACGCCCUGCAGCACCACUGGCACCAGUGGCAGACCUACCAGGCGGAGUACGCCAAAUGGCAUGCCCAGUACGGCGAGCAGUACAAGCGCGAAAUGGCCGCCGCCGCUGCUGUGGCCACCAAUCCCGCUGUCCAGGGCGUGCCCGCACCAGUGGCCGCCGUGGUUUCACCCGCUCCCGUUGCCGCCGUUGUGCCCGCUGUUGUUGUGCCCGGGCCACAGGCCUAUCCCGUGGCGCAGAACUAUUACCAGGGCAUGUCGGCCGUCUCACCGGUACCGGCGACCACACCGAAUCCCAUGCAGAAUCCCCUGCCAGUGGGUGGUGCGCCGCUGCCGGGCAAGAUCAUGGCCCAGCCGCAGAUGUACAACCAGCCGCCGCCGCCACCGCCCCACAAAAGUGGCUAUCAGAUGUCCAAUCAGAGCCAGGGCAAUGACAACAACCAGCAGCAGCAGGGCAUGUGGUCGGGACCGCCACCCAUGCAACAGCAGCAACAACAGCCGCCAUCGAAUCGGUAUGGCGGACAAAUGAACUACAAUAGUGGCGGACAACCGGACAACCAGGGCUUUCCCAAUCUCCAGCAACCGCCGCCUUCGCUGCAGAGACCACCACCGCAACAGCAGCAGCAGCUGCAAAACAACAAUAACAACAUGGACAACAACAACCAGCAGUGGGGCAACAACAGUCAACGAAGUGGUCGUCCGCCCUGGGAAACCAGUGGUCCGCCGCCCGAUAACUUUGGGCAGCAACAGCAACAACAACAACCAGGACGCUGGGAUGGUCCACCGCCGCAGAAUGAUAACAACAAUCGCUGGAAUGGACCGCCUCAGGUCAACAACAACAACAACGUCAACAAUCGACGCUGGGAUGGCCCGCCAAAUCAAACACAAUCUGGCGGAGAUCAGCAGCAGAUUCAACAGAAUCAGAACCAAAAUCGCUGGAUGAGCGGACCACCACCGCCCAGCGAUCAAAACCGCUGGAUGAGUGGACCACCGCCGAACAUAAGUGAGCAACAGGAGCACCAAAACAGUAACAGUAACCAGCCACAGCUGAAUCCCCGCCAGAAUCGUUGGCAGAACAACAAUUCGGAUGCGGAGCCACCGCCAAUGAGGAACAACAACAAUAAGCAGAACAACUUUCAGAACAAUCGCAAGAGUUGGGGGCAACCGGACGAAAGAGGAAUGGGUGGAGGAGAUGGUAACCAAAACCAGAACCAGAAUCAGAAUCUGAAUGCUGCCCAACGCAACCAGAACCCAUUCACCAAGAACUCUCAGUCCGAUUUUGGCCCAGAUGGCAAUGGCAACAAUUGCAACAACUUUGGCCAGCGAACGGGCAACUUUCAGGGCAACUAUGCCAAUAGUUAUAAUAACCAGGAUCAGGUUGGUGGCAAUUUUGGCGGAGGUGGAUCUGGAGGAGGCAACACAGGCAGAGAUAACUUUGCCAACCGCGGACCUGACAACUUUGGCAACAACAACAAUGGCAACUUCAAUAACACCAACAAUCGCCGCCAGAGCAAUCGCUGGGAUAACAAUCGCAACCAGGGAAUGCAGGGAUACUCGGAUGAGAGGGGAGGCGGCGGCGGAGGAGGAGGAUCAGGAUCAGGCAAUGAUUCUGGUCCAGGAAAUUUCAACCAGAAUCGCGGCAAUUUUAAUCAGCGCAACAAUUUCAAUCAGCCGUCACAAAAACAGCAGCAGCAGUCGUCUCAGAAUCAACCGCCGCAGCAACAAAACCGCAACCAACAGCAGGCUCCCGAUCUGGAUGAAGCCAGCUUCGAUCGCCUGUUCGACCAGUGGGAGCAGCAGUUCGAGGACUGGAAGCGGGCCAACGCCAAUCAUCCGGAUCGCGAUGAGUAUCGGCGCUACGAGGAGGAGUUCGAGAAGCAGCGUCGUCGCAUUGCCGAGCGCAGGGAGCAGAUGCGGCGACGUCGUCAGCAGCAGAUGGCUAGUGCUGGUGGUGGUGUCUCUGGAGGAUUACCCACCGACUCUAUGCCAAAAGAAGGGGGCAUGGCCAAGACAGGGCAGGAGGAGGAUGAGGAGGAGGAUGAUUUGGAGGAGCAGGAGCCAAAGGAAACAUUCGGUGGUGGUCCAAAUUUCGCCAAACAGGUAUCCAAUUUUAGCCACCAAGGCAACAGACAACACGGACAUCCUGGCCACUUUGCGAAUGAGAAUCGUGGCUUCAACAAGGGACCGCCCCCACAGGGAAUGCAGAAUCAAUACCAAACCGCCCAGCAAGCUAUACAGGAGAUGCCUGCCAUGGACAAGCCAGUCCAGGAGCAGCCAGCCAAGCCAGUUGCUCCUCCAGCUCCCCCGGUAGCACCGCCAUCCCUGCCGCCGCCCGAUGUUGCCGUUGCCGCUCCCGUUGCCGUUGCCCCAAUGGUUGUGCCCGCUCCGCCAGUGGCGCCGCCAACGCAGCCACCUCCGAUCUCCAGCAAUCUCGGCAAGCGCCGACAAACAAGUGUGGCUGCAGCUGUGCCCACAGCCGCCAAGCAGGUGAAAGAGGAGGAGCCCAUAUUCACCAUUUCCCUGGACGACGACGAUGACGAUGAAGAGGACGAGGACAAUGAGCCGCCGGCGUUGGACACACCCAUGGGAAGCAUCUUCAAGAAGAGCGAUGGCAUACCGGGUCUGGACUUGGUGGCCGAUGGCACCGACGGCAAGAAUCCGUCCUCGGUCUUCGAUGUGGGCUCCGACCAGGCAGUGGAGAGUAGUAGUCAGCCUACAGGCCCCCAUGCCGCCAGCAAGACCAACGAAACUCUGAGCAAUGUGCUCAAAGAUCCCAACUUCUUCAACAAUCUCACCCAGGCGGUGGCCAAUGUUCAGGAGCGCGAGCAGCGCGAUCGCCAGCAACGGGAGGUUAGGGAUCAGGAUCAGGAGCAGCAGCAGCAACAGCAGCAGCAGUCGACAGAUCAGGAAACUGGAGCAGAUGGACGACCCUUGUCCUUCGCCGAGUGGCAGCGCAAGAAGAAUGGCGGCAACGACGGCAAAUCGCAGGAUUCUCAUGGCACCCACAGUCCCAGUGGCAGUGAGCCGGCGGAGCAUGGUGGACAGGCUAUGAAUCAAGGUGGACCUGGUGCGGGUCCGGGUCCCAACUCACGCGGUCCCAACGAUGGACCGCCAACGUCGCGGUUUGACAACUUUGGACCGAAUCAAGUGCCUGGCAACAACUUCGUUGACUUCGAUGGCAACAAUGGCCCCGGUCCCGGUUUCUAUCCGCCUGGCCGGAACUUUGGACCACGUGGCCCCAACUUUGGACCCAACUUUGGACCCAAUUUUGGCCCCGGCCCGGGACCGCAUUUCGGACCCAAUGGACCGUAUUUCGGGCCGGGACCAGGCAACUUCCGGCAUAAUGGCCCCAAUUUUGGGCCCAACUUUGGACCGAACUAUGGGCCGCGUAACUUUGGACCUCGCGGACCCGGCGGCGGUCCCUUUGGUCCACCGCGACGCGAUGACUUUGGUGGGCCACCACCUUUUGGCGGUCCAGGCGGACCUGGCCCCAACUUUGGCCCAGGCAAUGGACCCAAUGGCCCAAGGGGAUUCAAUAAUAAUGGCGGCAACGGCGGUGGACCCAGCAGUGAUAAUCCCUUCCGCCGGCAGGGUGGACCUCCAGGUGGCCCCGGUUUCGACGACGAUGGCCUGGGCGCACCGCCACCACGAGGUGGCCCCAGGAAUUUCCAACAACGCAACAGCUUUGGUGGUGGUGGGAAUCCAGGAGGACCCAACAUGAACAACCGGAAAAACUGGAAUGACGGGCCGGAGCAACUGCAGCAACAACAACCAUUCCCCAACAAAAGCAAUCAACAGCCCAUAUAUCGACCGAUGAAGGUGUUCGACUAUUCCAAUAACACGACAACAGCCGCCAAGGUGAUCGAUUAUGGCCACAAGUCGGGCGAUGGUAACCCCAUCGAUGGGCCUUCCGGCGGUCCGUCUCCCACCGACAGAAUGCCGGAAUACAGACCCAUGAAGACCUUCGAGUAUGGCCACGCCUCGUUUUCGGCACCAAAUCGCAUGGGAAUGCAAGGAGGAAUGGGAAUCGGACAAGGAGGAGGAGGUGGAGGAGGAGGAAUGCCUGGAGGAUUUGGAGGGCCUAGUGGGCCAGGUGCUACCAAUAACAAGCGAAAAAAUAAAAGAAAGAAUAAACAGCUUAAGAGGGAGGAGCGAAUGCAGUUCCAUCAAAAUCGACAGCUCCAAUCAGUUACGGUUAACGAAAGCGGGUCAACAAAUCCCGAACAGGAUGAGCAGCAACAGCAGCAGGAGCAGAUGCACGCAGAUUUACAGGAUCAGUGCGAUGAGGGCACAGCAAAUGAACCCAAUGAUCUGGAGGAUAUUUCCGAUGGUGAAGAUAAUCUAACGCCACUGGACUGCGAUGACGACGACGAAGAGCUCCCACCGCCACCUUCGAUGAGCAGAUGGAAUCAGGGAAAUUUGCAGCCGCAGUUAAAUCCACCAAAUCAGGCUAAAUUCUUUACCGCAAACCGCGACAGAUUGGUCCCGGCGCCACCAACCCUGUCGCUAUUCCCCUCGGCAGCCAUUGCCAAUGAGCAACUUCCCAGCCCAGUGACGGCUAGCCAUCUGGAGAUGACCGUGCCAACCAAUGAGAACCGCAAUACCAUUUCCGUGGACGAUGUGCUCUUGAAUCCCGGCCGCAUGACCCGUCCCAAGCGCAUCUGCAUCAUUUUGCGAGGACCUCCUGGCUGCGGCAAAUCGCACGUGGCUCGUCUCAUCAAGGAAAAGGAGCUGGAGAUGGGUGGCGCCAAUCCGCGCAUCCUCAGCAUCGAUGACUAUUUCAUCAUCGAGAACGAUUACGAGGAGAAGUGUCCCAAAACGGGCAAAAAGAUACCCAAAAAAGAGAUUCUGUAUGAGUACGAUGAUAGCAUGGAGGAGACCUACAUGCAAUAUCUUAUCAAAUCGUUCAAGAAGACGCUCAGCGAUAAUCUGUACGAUUUUAUAAUAGUGGACUGCAACAACAAUUCGUUGCGCACGCUGAAUGAAUUUUAUUGCCACGCCAAAGAUUCCAAUUUUGUGCCCUACAUCGUGGACUUGCACUGCGAUCUGGAGACGUGCCUGGGUAGGAACUCGCAUCAGCGCAGCGAGGAUGAGAUUCGCGUGGUGCUGGACAACUGGUGCAAUACGCCGCUGCAGUACAUCAAACUGGACGUGAGCUCGCUGCUCGAGAACGUGGUCGAGAUGGAAGAUGUUGAGGACAUGGCUACGGACGACAAUGCCUGUGCCGACGAUGGGGUCACAGCAGGACCAUCAGCAUCCGCAUCAUCAUUGGCAUCCGCAUCCGAGGAUGCAAUUGCCGAGGAGACGGACGACAGUAACAGCGCCGACGCGUCCAACGAUUGCGGCUUCCUGAAAAGCAAAUGGGAAUGUGACCACACCGAGGCCAAUUUGGCCCGCUUGGAUGGCACCAAGCGUCUGAUGCAGAACCGCAGGACGGCAAGCAUGGCCGACUAUCUCCAGCUGGAGGAUUGGGAACCGCCCAGAACCUCGGCCAAUGGCAAAAAGCGAGUUCGUUGGGCUGACAUCGAGGAGAAGCGGUCGCAGGAGAAGAUGCGCGCCAUCGGCUUCGUGGUGGGCCAGACCGACUGGAACCGCAUGAUGGAUCCCAAUGCGGGCAGUCGGGCCCUGAAUAGAACCAAAUACAUUGAGCGCAUCAAACGCCGCUAGGUGGCAAUCACAAUUACAGCCACGCAACUGGCCCAGAAGCUCACAGCAUUUGCACUAACCACUAACAACCAACCACCAACCACCAAAACACGGAUUACAUUCCCACAUGGGGAUCACCAUCCGAUUUCAAUAGGCUCAAAGGAAACCCCGAAUUACGAUUAAUUAUCAUUCAUCAUUAAUCAUCAAUCAUCAAUCAUCCCAAUGCAAUCAGUAUAAUUUCGCAACAAUCAGUCAUUUGUAGUAAUGCAUUUACGAAACGAAUUCAAUUUCGUCGAUCUGAUCACACACGAACAUCCGCAACUACUAUCCUAAAUCAUACUAAACAAAUAGAAUAAAUACGGAUCUAUUUUAAAAAAUGUAUAUAAUAUGAAAUUAUAUCCAACGAUUUUUUUUAGAUUGACGAAAUAUAAAUGAAAUGUA
Molecule: messenger RNA, 6582 nt
Organism: Drosophila elegans
Lineage: Eukaryota; Metazoa; Arthropoda; Insecta; Diptera; Drosophilidae
Gene: ZAP3
Product: general transcriptional corepressor trfA
Exons: 11
Coding region: 172-6162 (1996 amino acids)
Biological process (GO): regulation of telomere maintenance
Cellular component (GO): nucleus
Source: RefSeq, a predicted model, not a curated record